CGGAGCCUCGCGCGGGGGUCGGGCCGGAGCGCGAGGGGCAGGCCGGCCUGCGAAGGCCCGGACGGGGCAGCCGGCCAGGGAUCGAGCGGGGCAGCGGGCGGGGCUCCUGACCAAGCGGAUGUCAUGCUCAGGUGCGUAACCUUCUAACAUGGAAGACGGAGGUCAGAGAGAAGUCAUCGACUUGAAUAGUUUCCGGAGCCAUCGAGGGAAAGAUAGGAUUAACCACCGAGACGAGGGACUCAUCACGAUAUCCGACUCCUCGGACGAAGACUUGCCUGUGAUGUUGGACACACCUGUUCGCCAGCAGUGGGAAGAUGAGGAUGAUGAAGACGUGGUCAUCUUGAUGGAGACAGCCACCAAGAAAUUCCUGCGGCCCAACGUCAUCAAGCCCGCCGCUCCCUGGCAAGUCAUCAACAAGACGGGGGAAGGGGGAUCUAACGGCGAAGUGGUGGCCCUCCCUCACAAAGACCAGAAGACCAAACCCUCGACUUCUCCGAGGUUGCCUGGGACACGGCGGAACUGCCCGAAGACCGGAAGUGCUGGACCGGGCAGACCGAGCCAGACCGAAGUCUUGGAGUUACCCGAUUCUCCGGAUCCUGUUGACCCCAAGGAGGUCAGCGAGACAGAAGCCGGGCCCAGUGUGGUUCCGAAGAGAGAAGUUGCCCCGGAGGUCAUUAAUUUGGAGGAAGUGAGGGCCGAUCGAGACAACCAAGAAGAAGAAGAAGAAGAAGAAGAGAGAGAUCGGAGGGUUCCGCCCCGGCUGGCGCCCAACCUCGGGAGGGUUUUGCACUGCGUCCAGGAGAACACGCGGCUGGAUCAUCCGUACUUCCAGCCGGCGAAGAAAGAGGGACGGACUGGGGUCAAUCCUCUUCCUUCUCAGCCGGCGCUGUUGGAAAGAGAUCUGGGACCUUUGCCGAAAGUAUACCAAGGAGAGAUCCCCGGGCCGGCUUUCCCCAGGCCCGAGCCUCAGCAAGAUGGAAUCCCAGGCCCUGCUUCCCCUCAACCAGCUCACCCCCCCGAGGAAAACGGAGGCCAGCAGGCGGUAAUAAACGAGCAGGCCGGUCCGGCGUUUCCAGUCCAAGGAUCGCUGGAUACCAGCGCUGUUGAGCUUCCCAAGCAGACUGCUACUCUACAGGAGAAAGACCUCCUUGUCUUACUCACCCGAGAAACGGAAGCCAGGUUUCCAGACGCAACGAGAGAGUACAUCGAAGAGCUGAUACAAAGCAAAAACUGCAACGACUUAAACAUACUCUGCAAUUUUCUCCUGGAAAAUCCAGACUACCCAAAGAAGGAACUCAGUAUGGUUUUAAAUCCGAACAGCAGCCUCCUUUCCAGCCAAGACGAGACAAAGGUGCCUAAAGUGGACUAUUUUGACUUCUCCAAACUGGAUCCACUCGACCAGCGUUGCUUCAUUCAAGCCGCUGACCUCCUCAUGGCCGACUUCAAAAUGCUGAGCAGCCAAGACAUCAAGUGGGCACUCCACGAACUCAAGGGACACUAUGCAAUCACCCGAAAGGCCUUUUCCGAUGCCAUCAAAAAGUGGCAGGAGUUAUCUCCUGAACCCAGUGGGAAGCGAAAAAGGAGGAAAGAAAUGAAUCAGUAUUCUUACAUAGACUUCAAAUUUGAGCAGGGUGACACGAAGAUUGAGAAGCGCAUGUUUUUCUUGGAGAACAAGAGGCGCCACUGGAGGAGUUACGACCAGCUCUCCCUCCUGCCCCCGGUGCAGCUGGAGAGGGAGUUUUACGAACAGAAGAUCAAAGAGAUGGCAGAGCAUGCAGACUUCCUUCUUGCCCUGCAGAUGAACGAGGAGCAGUAUCAAAAAGAUGGCCAGCUGAUCGAAUGCCGCUGCUGCUACGGGGAAUUUGCGUUCGAAGAGCUGACGCAGUGCGCCGACGGACACCUGUUCUGCAAGGAAUGCUUAAUAAAAUACGCUCAGGAGGCCGUCUUUGGCUCCGGGAAGUCGGAGCUCAGCUGCAUGGAAGGGAGCUGCACGUGUUCCUUCCCCGCCACCGAACUGGAGAAAGUGCUUCCUGAAAACAUCCUCUGUAAAUACUACGAGAGGAAAGCCGAGGAGGAAGUGGCGGCUGCUUGCGCGGAUGAACUUGUCAGGUGUCCCUUUUGCAACUUCCCGGCUCUCCUGGACAAGGAGGUGAAGCGCUUCAGCUGUCCCAAUCCAUGCUGCAGGAAGGAAACCUGCAGAAAAUGCCAAGGCCUCUGGAAGGAACACAUGAAUCUCACUUGUGAACAGCUGGCUGAAAAGGACGACAUUAAAUACAGAACAUCCAUAGAAGAGAAGAUGACGGCGGCCCGCAUCAGGAAGUGCCACAAAUGCGCCACCGGCUUGAUCAAAUCGGAAGGCUGCAACCGCAUGUCGUGUCGUUGCGGGGCUCAGAUGUGCUACCUCUGCCGAGCUGCCAUUAACGGGUACGACCACUUCUGCCAGCACCCUCGUUCCCCGGGAGCCCCGUGUCAAGACUGUGCGAGGUGUUCCCUUUGGACGGACCCCACGGAGGACGACGAGAAGAUAAUCCACGAAAUUCAGAAGGAAGCGGAAGAAGAACAAAAGAGGAAGAGCGGAGAAAACAGUUUUAAGCGGAUCGGGCCUCCGGCAGAAAAACCCGCAGAGAAGAUCCCACGGAUCGAAGCCAUCCCCAGGCCUGUUCCCCAGAACUUCCACCACCACCACCACCACCAUCAAAUCCGCCCCUACCCUUUCGGCCACCCGCCUUUCCCUCUCCCUCCGGUGCACCCGCUCUACAACAACCUCGGCCCCAUCAACCUGGGCCCCAUCCCGGCCCCUUACGUGCCCCCGCUCCCCAACAUGAGAGUCAACUACGACUUCCCCCAAAUGAACCUUCAGCUGGAGCACAAUCUCCCUAUGCACUUCGGGCCUCAGCCUCGGCAUCGGUUCUGAUCCGCUUUUUCGGGAAGGCGCCGUUCCUUUCCGGAACUUGCUGCAGGGAAAGUCCACACACACUGGUUUGUCGAUGCUCGCUCUCCUUCCCUCCCUCCCUCCUUCCCCACGAAAGCUACCAUCUCCGCCUUGGCUCCUGUUCCUUCCGCCUCCCUGGUUGUCUCCCAGUUCAGAGAUCCGUUUCCCCCGCCCUCCGCUAGGCGCAGGGGAGCCCUAGUUUGCAAUAAGGGGUUUAAUCCCAGCACUGUUUAAUUUUUCUCCAGGUGCUCUCAGUGUUUGAGAAGAGGGCUUCCGCAGGAGUCGGGAGGAGGAGGGGACGACAGCAUCGCCAAAAUGUCUCCUUCCAUAGCUGUAGGACCUCGCAACACCUCAACCCAAGAAGAGGUUGAAGGUGGCAGAGGAAGAGGAAGAGUUUGGAAUAUUUGAAACGCUCAGGUGGCAGUUCCCUUCAUUCCCAGAACGCCAGGCGUGGCGGGAGGAGGGUCUUCUUAGCUUCCCUCUUCUGCUAGGAAAAGCAUGGGACAGAUGCCUUUCUUAAGGGGGUCGGGGUCUCCUAAAGCGAGCUGGGGGAGACCCUCGGGGAUUUGACAAGCAGCUCAGCGGAACCUUGAUUUGGCUACUAACCCUGGAGCCCGUGGAGGUUUUUCUCUAUUAUGCGUGGAAAUGAGAGCCCCAGCUGGAGGAAGGGAUGACAAACUGACGGAGAGGUCAGAAGUAUUGGGGUUCCGUGGAAAGACAGGUGUGCAAUUGGGUUUCCGCUUUUUUUCUCUGGCGUCAGGUUGCUCCCCCGGCUGGGAGAACUUCCCCUAUGCGCCUUGGACCUUCUCCCUUACCUGUGGGAGCACAUGGCUCUAAGCUCCCAUAUGCGUCCUCCAGCUCUUUAAAGCCCAGGUUUGAAGCUAGAUGUGUGCUCUCAACAUUUCGGUCUUGGGUUCUUCAGCAGAACCGUUUUAAGGGAUGGCUUUAGAUCAGUGCUCCUCAACCUUUAAGAGGAGGGGACUUCCAACUCCCAGCUGUGGGAAUUGGAAGUCCACCCAUCUUAAAAGCCCAGAAUUCCCAGCCAGCUACGGGAACUUGGAAGUCCAUCCAUCCAUCCAUCCAUCCAACUGAUCUACUAAACUAGGGGUCUCCAACCUUGGC
Messenger RNA from Pantherophis guttatus, 4054 nucleotides. It is a transcript of the gene RNF216, whose product is annotated as ring finger protein 216. The record is from RefSeq and is a predicted model, not a curated record. Gene Ontology annotation, molecular function: zinc ion binding. Lineage: Eukaryota; Metazoa; Chordata; Lepidosauria; Squamata; Colubridae.